GACGUGGUCGCCUAAAUGACGUUUUACACUGUUUCUCUUUGGUCAACAUUCAUACGAAAAUCUUUAGCUAGCUAUCAACCCUCGACCACUGGUUCUACCAGUAAGGUUAGUUAAUAGUUACUUGUUAAAAAUGUAUGUUUUCCCCUAGCGAUUUAGCUUGCACACUAAAGGAAACGAUAUGGGUCAUUUUCAAAUGAGCUGAAAACGUGCAGAAUCGUAUUGAGAUAGACUACUUCUAAGUCCCGAUUGGAGAAGGGCUCUUCCAGUGGAGCAGCCUGGAGUGAGUGACCACCAUGGGCCGUCUGGACGAUGCUGCCAAGCGCAAGGUGGUGGAGCUGCGGCAGGCGGGUCUGAGCUUCCGCAAGAUCAAGGCGGUGCUGGAGCUGGAGAACAUCCGGGUGUCUGCCCAAGCCAUUUACCUGUACCUCAAGGAGUUCCAGAGGAAGAAGGUUCAGAGGGGUGGUGAAAGUGCUGCAGCCACAGACCCACAGACCACACCUGGGGUUGGAGCAGGGAGGGGAGAUGGUGGAAGCCGGGAGGGCUGGAACGACCAGCAAAUACGGAAUCUACUGAGGGAGGCGUCACGCCACGCAGGCUAUGUUGCAGCGUCAGAGUUCGCCAAGCAGUGUCCUGGCUCCAAUCCUCCUGAGGUCAGGGGUCAGGGGCCGUCUGGGACAGGAAGCGAAGGCGCCAGCAGAGGACAGAGCAACAGGACAGAGAAACCGGAGGAAGGGAACAAGAAGGAGGAUGAGGAUAAGGACAUCCAGAUUGUCAGUGUCACAUCAUUGGCUCAGAACUCUCAACAGAGAGGUCUUCCACCCGCAGGAGCAGCGGCUGUGACUGUGACAGGCGCCUACAUGCGUAAGAGAGCCACGCCCUCGCCAGCUACUAACCCCAUACUGGCAGCACGCAAAAGGCUUCUGGAUAAGGCUUUGUCUCAUAGAGCAAAGAUAAGAGACUCUUCUUAUCAGUCCUACCAGCAAGUAGCAGCUCUGCUGAGAAGAGAACAGUCUAAUGCUUCUGGUUCUGAUGUUCAGAGACCUGUGGCAGCAGAUCAACCACAGUCCUAUGACCCAGUCACUCAGAGGCUUACUCAAGUGAGGAAUUUGGAUGGCCAGCAAGGAGGCAGUGUUCCCAGACAGAUGUUCCAGCAGAGAGUCGGUGGCCAAGCUGUCCGCUCCCCACACCCUGCUCCUCCCCGUGUGGGCAUCCGGCUCCCCAACCCCCCACCACCACCCACCUCCCAGGGUAGUAGCCCUGUCAUCCGCCUCCAAAGCCCUGGGAGCCAGGGCAUGAACCAGGGCCUUCUCAGGAGAGACAGGAACCCCAGCCCUCAGCAGGCAGCUCACCAGGAGGCUGGAGGGAGAAGCGGGGGAGGGGGUGGUGGAGGUGGGGGUCUCCAGGAGCAGGUCCAGACCCUGGGCUCUGAGAUCCACAGCCUGAGCCUGGCGGUGCGCAUGCUGGUGGAGCAGCAGUACCGGCUGGAGAGGGAGCAGGUCCAGCAGACCCAGGUCCAGAAGCAGAUUCUCAGCACCCUGCAGACCCUAGCCUCCAGACUGGAGGCACCCUGUACCAGCCUUCACCAGCAGCGACAGCAUCCCAAAACUCCCCCACCCCCGGUCUUACCUGCCUCAGGCUCUGCCUCCUACUGCCAGGACACAUUCCCCUUCAGCCAAGGAGGGUAUGCUCAGUGCAGCCAGGCCCAGCCCAGCUACAACGGGAUGGACAGCUCCAGUCUGGAGACCAUAGAGACCUUCAAACUGUCCAGACAGAGCCCCCAUGGCAUCAACGGCUUCCAGACGGGCAGCAGCAGUAGUACCACCGAUAGCCUCCUGCUCACACACACCCCUACAUACACGCUGGCGCACACACAGCCUUACUCGUCAGCCUACACACAGCAGCCACACACUCAAACACACAUGCCCUCAUGCACACAGUCUUACGCCACCACUUACACACAGUCCUAUAGAGGAACAGACAGUACAGACGGUCCCAGCACCAGCACAGAGGGAGCUCUCCAGGACUGCAUGGUCCCCACCCAGGCCUCUGUUGACCUGGACUCAGACAUCACAGUCUCCCCACAAGAAACCCAGCUCAACAUCAUUAAAGUGGAGGCACUCUAACAUGCUGACCAGACCGUGCGUGCGCCAUCGUGGGCAUGUUGAUUUUGUCCACCCACACCAGACGCAAUCAGGGCACGCAGGUUGAAAUAUGAAAACAAACUCUGAACCAACUAUAUUCACUAUAUUCAGACUUAUAGGGACAGUUUUCUAGACACAGAUUAAGCCUAGUCCGAGACUUAAAAGCAUGUUCAAUGUAUAAUGGAAAUUCUGGAAAAGGUGCUUUAGUCCAGAACUAUGCUUAAAUUGGUGUCUAGGAAACCAACCCAUAUAGGGUUCAGUUCCAUAGUUUAAAUCCAAAGUAGCUUCUGCUCUGUUCACAUUUGUACAUUUAAUUAUCCACUACCUCUCCUUUAGCCAAAUGUUUCAGUACAUGUUAUGUCUUGGGUUUUUAAGGGAUUUCUUAUGUUUUUGAAGUAUGUGUCAUUAUUUUUAGAACCGUGAAUAUCCCCAUAGAAAUGAAUACCACUUCAUUGUC
Oncorhynchus gorbuscha (pink salmon) is the source of this 2598-nucleotide messenger RNA. RefSeq lists its product as uncharacterized. The transcript has 4 exons. The record is from RefSeq and is a predicted model, not a curated record. Lineage: Eukaryota; Metazoa; Chordata; Actinopteri; Salmoniformes; Salmonidae. Bases 294 to 2123 code for a protein of 609 amino acids.